AUGUUGUUGCUCCAAGAAUUUGAUUUGGAGAUUAAAGAUAAAAUUGGAGCUGCAAAUCUGGAGGUAGAUCACUUGAGCAUAAUAGAAAGGGAUGAGGAUCCCACCCCCAUUCAGGAUUACUUCCCUGAUGAGCAACUUUUACAGUUGUUGCACCAUGCUUAUUGGGCAGUCAAGAGUUGUAUGAUUGAGAUGGAGAAAACAGGUUUGGAGAGAAAGCUUCAAUUGCAUCAACUUGAAAAGCUUACUCUAGAAGCCUAUGAUAACUCCCAGAUCAUUAAUGAGAAAAACAAACACUUCCAUGAUAAGAUGAUUUCUAUGAAGGAAUUCUCCAUUGACCAAAAAGUUUUACUGUUCAACUUUCAUCUAAAAAUUAUGGCUGGGAAACUUCGGUACAAAUGGAUUGACCCUUUUGUUGUUACUAACACUUAUCCUCAUGAUGCAGUUGAAAUAAAAAGUGGAAACAUUGAUAAAGUGUUCAAAGUGAAUGGACAACACCUCAAGCUAUUCCAUGAGAGCUCUGUGCUUGAAGGUGCUGCCAUAAAACAACUCUCUUUCGAAAAUCCCACUUACACUGCAGUUUGA
Messenger RNA from Cicer arietinum (chickpea), 582 nucleotides. RefSeq lists its product as uncharacterized. NCBI's taxonomy places the organism in Eukaryota, Viridiplantae, Streptophyta, Magnoliopsida, Fabales, Fabaceae. The record is from RefSeq and is a predicted model, not a curated record.